AUGACACAAACAAAGAACAAUAUUCUCAUCACUGGAGGUGGAGGCUUCAUCGGCCAAGAGCUGAUCGUCUCCCUCCUGAAAGAGAUGCCCAACGCCAACUUUACUCUGACCGAUAUCAUCAACCCAUCCAUUCCAAAAGGCGCAGAGUCUCAAGUCACUUCCCUCAAAGCAGACUUGACAGACCCUUCAUCUGUAAAGUCAUUAUUGUCCAGCAGCUUCAGUCACAUCUAUAUCCUCCAUGGCUUAAUGUCAGGUGGCGCCGAAGCAAAUCUAGACCUGGGUCUCAAGAUUAAUGUAGAUUCUGUCCGGACAAUUCUUGACGUUUUGAGGUCCGAGCAUCCUGGCACCAAGGUCAUAUUUGCUAGCUCCUGCGCUAUCUAUGGAAAGACAGACCUAGUCACAGAGUUUGGAACCUUGCCGCAGCCCAAGAGCUCGUAUGGUAUCCAGAAGUUGAUGGUUGAACUUCUGAUCAAUGACUACUCCCGCCGAGGUCUUAUCGACGGCCGGAUCGUCAGGUUGCCCACCGUUAUCGUCCGCCCAGGUGCACCCUCAGCCGCUGCAUCCAGUUUUGCGUCAGGCAUAGUCCGAGAAUCACUAGCAGGCGUGAAGAACAUUCUUCCUGUCAGCCGCGAUCUCGAACUUUGGGUCUGCAGCCCGGCAACAGUGAUCAAGAACCUGAUCAAGGUGAAGGAUGUUCCCGCGGAGCAGUUUGGAUCAUCAAGAAUUGUCAACUUUCCCGGUAUCACCGUCACUGUGCAGGAGAUUCUUGAUGCUUUGAAAGAUGUUGGUGGGGAAGAGUCACUGGCUCAAAUUGAGGAAAAGAAUGAUCCCGCCAUCGAGGCGAUUGUGGCUAGUUGGCCAGCGAGAUUUGACGUUUCUAGGGCAUAUGGGCUUGGACUGGAUGCCGACGGGACUGUUUUAGAUGCUGUGAAAGCAUUCAAAGCAAAGAUAACCAAUGUUUAG
Messenger RNA from Fusarium pseudograminearum CS3096, 963 nucleotides. RefSeq lists its product as uncharacterized. Bases 1 to 963 code for a protein of 320 amino acids. The transcript has a single exon. The record is from RefSeq and is a predicted model, not a curated record. NCBI's taxonomy places the organism in Eukaryota, Fungi, Ascomycota, Sordariomycetes, Hypocreales, Nectriaceae.